CUCUGCAUCUCCUCCUCCUCGUCACUCUCCAACCCCAACCCUCACCAUGCUCUUCCGCUCCGUCGCCCGCACCGCCCGCACCUCGUCGGCCAUCGCCUCGAGCUCGCUCUCGACCGCCGCCCAGCGCCGCCUCGCCUCGUCGCUCGUCUUCCUCGAGCAGAAGGGUGGAAAGCUCAGCGACUCGGCCCUCACUGCCGUCACUGCCGCCAAGCAGGUCGGCGGAGACGUCGCUGGUAUCGUCGUUGGCUCCAAGGCCGAUGUCGACUCGGUCCUCGAGCAGGCCAAGAAGAUUGACGGCCUCUCCAAGGUCUACGCCGCCGCCUCGGACUCGCUCGCGCACGGUGUGGCUGAGAACGUGGCACCCGUCCUCGCCGAGGUCGUCCCCGCCAAGUCGAUCACUCACCUCUUCGGUGCUCACACCCCCGCCGUGAAGAACGUCUUCCCCCGCCUCGCUGGUAUCCUCGGCGUCUCGCAGAUCUCGGACAUCAUCGCCCUCGAGGGUGAGGACGUCUUCUCGCGCCCCGUCUACGCCGGUAACGCCAUCCUCAAGCUCAAGUCGUCCGACAAGGACGCCGUCAAGGUCGUCACUGUCCGCACCACUGCCUUUGCCAAGGCCGCCGCUGAGGGUGGCUCGGCUGCCGUUGAGGAGGUCGCCGCCAAGGAGACUGACUCCCCUACCAAGUUCGUCUCGGAGGAGAUUGUUGUCUCGUCGCGCCCCGACCUCGGCUCCGCUGCCAAGGUCGUCUCGGGUGGCCGUGCCCUCAAGUCGCAGGACAGCUUCAACACCGUCCUCGACCCUCUUGCUGACGCCCUCGGUGCCGCCGUCGGUGCUUCGCGUGCUGCCGUCGACGCCGGCUACGCCGACAACUCGCUCCAGGUUGGCCAGACCGGCAAGGUCGUCGCCCCCGAGCUCUACAUUGCCAUUGGUAUCUCGGGUGCCAUCCAGCACCUUGCUGGUAUGAAGGACUCGAAGCUCAUUGUUGCCAUCAACAAGGACGCCGACGCUCCCAUCUUCCAGGUUGCCGACGUCGGACUCGUCGCCGACCUCUUUGACGCUGUUCCCGAACUCGUCAAGGAGAUUGAGGCCGCCAAGAAGUAAAAACAUAGCAUGUACUUGUAGCGUAGCGUUGCAUGCAACAGGACAUGGAGAUAG
Vanrija pseudolonga is the source of this 1153-nucleotide messenger RNA. RefSeq names its product putative electron transfer flavoprotein subunit alpha, mitochondrial (gene ETF1). Gene Ontology annotation, cellular component: mitochondrion. Bases 47 to 1099 code for a protein of 350 amino acids. Gene Ontology annotation, molecular function: flavin adenine dinucleotide binding; electron transfer activity. Gene Ontology annotation, biological process: fatty acid beta-oxidation using acyl-CoA dehydrogenase. The record is from RefSeq and is a predicted model, not a curated record. The transcript has 7 exons. Lineage: Eukaryota; Fungi; Basidiomycota; Tremellomycetes; Trichosporonales; Trichosporonaceae.